AAUAAGAGUUGCACACAAGUUUUUCGUCCCUCUUCUCUCGCGUCGCUCCGCACCAGUUUCACCGCACGAAUAUCUUGUUGUUUGGAGCGAUCCGAGAAAAACUCUGUAAACAUGUUGGUUUACCAGGACCUCCUUACAGGUGAUGAGCUUCUCUCUGACUCCUUCCGUUACAAGGAAAUUGAGAAUGGAAUGCUGUGGGAAGUUGAGGGGAAGUGGGUUGUUAAAGGAGCAGUUGAUGUAGACAUUGGUGCAAACCCUUCUGCUGAGGGUGGAGGAGAAGAUGAGGGAGUUGAUGAUGCAGCUGUUAAGGUUGUUGACAUUGUUGACACAUUCAGACUUCAGGAGCAACCCGCAUUCGAUAAGAAGCAGUUUGUUACCUUCAUGAAGAGGUUUAUCAAGAAUUUGACUCCCAAGCUCGAUGCAGAGCAACAGGAGUUGUUUAAGAAGCACAUCGAGGGAGCAACUAAAUACCUGCUCUCUAAGAUUAAAGAUUUCCAAUUUUUUGUUGGUGAGAGCAUGGGUGAUGAUGCUUGCUUGGUCUUUGCCUACUACAAGGACGGCGCUGCUGAUCCAACAUUCCUGUACUUUGCAUAUGCCUUAAAGGAGGUCAAGUGCUAAGUGACUUAAUGUACCGAGCUAUCUACUCAUUUUAUCUAGUUUUUUUUUACGUUCUGUCCUAAGUUACUUGAAACUUUGACCUGGUAUUUUGAUUUUAAUGGUGAGACGUGUGCUACUGCUACAUCAUAAUUCCCAUCAAAUUUAAUUAUCGAUGGGUUAGAAUUUCAUUAAUUUAUGAUUUUGGUCGUGCUAGAUUCCCGGAAGUUUCUUUUGAAGAAUUUUUGGGUGUGUACUAGAAAUAUUUUAAUUUGGCUUCAUGGUUUUAUUGAUAAGGAUUUGAAUACGACUUGGGAAUUUAAUAUG
Molecule: messenger RNA, 921 nt
Organism: Glycine soja
Lineage: Eukaryota; Viridiplantae; Streptophyta; Magnoliopsida; Fabales; Fabaceae
Product: translationally-controlled tumor protein homolog
Exons: 5
Coding region: 112-618 (168 amino acids)
Cellular component (GO): cytoplasm
Molecular function (GO): calcium ion binding
Source: RefSeq, a predicted model, not a curated record